AUCUUAGUAUGCUAGGAUAAUCUAAGUAGCCUUGAUUAUGUGUAAAGAUUAAUGACAGCAAAUAAAUAUUCAUUCUUGUUCAAACCACCAAGAGAACUAGUCUACAUUUGGCGACAACGGAAAAUUUGGAAAACUCGAACCGAUGGCUUGGCCAAUGGUAAACCCUCUCGUUCCGCCAUUUGUUGAGGACUCCGAUGGUCCGACUGCACUACGGUGGGAAAAAUGGCGAGAGCAGUUUGACGCAUAUUUGGCAUGGAAGGACGUAGAGGACCAUGAAGAAAAGUUUAAAUCCCUCAUGCUGUUCGGCGGACCGGACGUGCGGAAGAUCAUCUUGAAGGUUCAGGCAGACGAGGUACACGUUCUAGGAAAUCGGUAUCAAGCUGCAGUACAAUUGCUGGACGAGUAUUUCGUCCCAAGAGUGUCCAAAUCGUACGAACGGCAAAAGUUCCGCCAGAUGCUGCCAGGUCCCAAUGAAAAACUUGACACAUUUGUCAUUCGGCUUCGGAAACAAGCGAGCUACUGCGAUUUCGGCGAUCAAGCGGACGGCAUGGUUGUAGACCAGGUGAUUGCAACGACGAAAAACCAACAACCCCCAAGAAAUUGUCAAAUAUUUCCUUAG
This is a messenger RNA of Aedes albopictus (Asian tiger mosquito), 619 nucleotides long. RefSeq lists its product as uncharacterized. The record is from RefSeq and is a predicted model, not a curated record. The transcript has 2 exons. Bases 143 to 619 code for a protein of 158 amino acids. Lineage: Eukaryota; Metazoa; Arthropoda; Insecta; Diptera; Culicidae.